This is a messenger RNA of Fundulus heteroclitus (mummichog), 1263 nucleotides long. Its product is annotated as splicing factor U2af large subunit B-like. The transcript has 7 exons. The record is from RefSeq and is a predicted model, not a curated record. Bases 177 to 668 code for a protein of 163 amino acids. NCBI's taxonomy places the organism in Eukaryota, Metazoa, Chordata, Actinopteri, Cyprinodontiformes, Fundulidae.
GCAGAAAGAAAGCACGCCCUUGUUGCAGCGAUGCAGCCAGAGAUACUCAGGUCGUUGCUGGGAUUUCCCACAAGGAGAAGAAUGUCACCAAUUAUGAUUUGCCACGUUCAAUCAAUGUCUGCACUGUGUUUUCAUUUGUGCCUCCACCGUCUUCCCUUUUCCAAUUUUACCAAUCUAUGUCCUCCACUAGCAUGCUGGACAGCGGCAAGCUUGGGAACUUUGAUGAGCCCUCAACGUCUUUGAAUCCAUAUUUUGUAGGGAAUAUGGCAACAGACUCUGCAGUGAUCGAUGCUGCCAACGCCUGGGAAUGCUACCUACAGCAAAAACGUGACAGAGACAGGGACAGAUCCGGAGAGCAUGGCCAUGACAAAAGAAGAAGAAGACGAUGCAGAGACAGGGGAAAGCAGAGCUCUUCCUCGUCACACAACAGUGGGAGAAAGCAAAUGAAGCACAGGGAGUCGACGGAGCAUGUGUAUAAACGUUGCAGAAUUGAUGGAGCCAGUGGUAAAAAAAAGCAGAAAGAGGAAAAGGACGGAUCGCAAAAACCAUCACAAAGGAGUAGCAACUUCAGUGGAAAGGAUGACAGGAAGAAAAGAAGUUCUCAAAAGAAGGGCAAAGAUGGAGGGAGGCCUCAGAAAGCAACUCUGCCAGCUAAGAUGGAAAAUUAAAAUUUCAGUGGCUUUAGAACAUGUUGGAAAAGCUUUGUCCCUAAAGAACCCGGGCUAAGUUUCAUGUGAAAAUGAAUUUGUUCUCAUUACAUUCUUUAAAGCUUGUGUUUUCUGUAUCGUUUCUCUGGGUGUAGCUGUGUGAAUCCAUGUGAGCUUUGCUUGUAAGAAGAGUUCCUCACGCUGAACUGUCUUUUUUUGCUUUUUUUACGACUUUAUUGAGCAUUUAACCAAAUGUACCAUCAGAUGUACUACACGGGCCAAAGCAUGACAGACAGAACCACAGUAAACAGACCUCAGGCCAUCCACUGAUCAACAGAAACCUAGUCAGUUUUUUUCUUGAAAGUAAGAAAAAAUUAGUAAGGCCUCCACAAAGUCUCCUAUUUAAAUGUUAUUUGUUAACAUAUAAUGAACACAUUGAUCCUUUAUUUUUUUAUACAUUUUCUUUGCCAGUGGUUUGAAUAACUUAGCCAUAGCUUCUGAGACAACAGAAAGAAACCUCACAGACGACUACUUGGCAACGUGUCUUCAGCUCAACGGAUGAAGAUGACAACCACUGUCAGUACAAACAGAAUAAAGCCUACAUUUAAAGGCCAUA